Molecule: messenger RNA, 543 nt
Organism: Puccinia triticina
Lineage: Eukaryota; Fungi; Basidiomycota; Pucciniomycetes; Pucciniales; Pucciniaceae
Exons: 3
Coding region: 1-543 (180 amino acids)
Source: RefSeq, a predicted model, not a curated record
AUGCCUUUCACUAAACUUACCCUCAAGUCCGUUGUUUACGUUGCAGACCGACCUCGCCUAGGUGUGAACAGCCUUUAUAAAAUUCCCUCAGUGCUCCCAUGGACAACAUCAGGUACUCAGAUUCAGCCUCAGCACGGUCUGUUGUUGAACAUUUUUACUCCUGCACCAAUGCCAUCUGGCCCGGAUCCUGCAUCCUGGUUAAUUUUUGACGGGCAGUUCACAGCUACCUCGUGGAAACCUGUUGUUGACGUCUAUACACACGCCGCAAGUUUCCACUCUACCACCAAGCACCGGCCUACAGAGCUACAGCACGUACAAUUAGAAGGGGUUCUCGAGAUCGCCAUGACAGGUAGCAAAGUUGUUGCUAUUGAUCCAGACACAGAUGAAUCGUGUUUGUUUGAUUUGUCAACGAGAUCUGACCCUGUCAUGGAGAUUUUCCGGUAUCUUGAUGUCGGCGACUGGAUAUGGAUUACCGGCAAUAUAGACCGUCGAGUUGGUUCCGUUCUUGACAUCGAAGUCAACGAUACAUUUAUCGCAGAUUAA